This is a messenger RNA of Sclerotinia borealis F-4128, 306 nucleotides long. The record is from the annotation of a GenBank genome assembly. Lineage: Eukaryota; Fungi; Ascomycota; Leotiomycetes; Helotiales; Sclerotiniaceae.
AUGUCUUCCCUCCACACCCUCCUUCUAAUCUCUCCUCGGCCCCGCCUCCAUCAAACUAUUCGUCGCGGUCAGAAAUCUCAUCUCUUCUUUUCGAAGAACAAAUCCUGUUUCCUCGAGAACUUCCCGGACCGCGCAUUCUUCGAGCGUUUCGCCGAACUCGAGGUGCCCACCUGGAUGCGCCCAUUGGUUGUGUCCGUGUGGAACGAGCCGUUUGCCCAUUGGGAAAAGGGGGGUUGUGGGAGUGGAGGAGGGAUGGAGGAUGAAGACUGCGACGCCGAUGCGGAUUUUGUUUUUGGAGACGGAUAA